ACCUCCUGACUCUGGGAAGGAUCACAGCUCCUCCAGCAUUCAGAUCUGAGCUGCCUCUGUGUCCUCCUUACUCCAGUUGGUGCCAUCUACCAGAACCAUGAGGAUAGCAGUGAUUGGCCAGAGUCUGUUCGGGAAAGAGGUCUACAAGGAGCUUGUAAAGGAAGGGCAUCAAGUAGUAGGAAUCUUCACCAUCCCAGAUAAAGAUGGCAAAGCUGAUCCGCUCGGAGAUGAAGCAGAGAAAGACGGAGUGCCCGUGUUUAAGUUUCCCCGAUGGAGGGUGAAGGGUCAGGCCAUCCCAGAAGUGGUGGAAAAGUACAAAGCGCUGGAGGCAGAACUGAACGUCCUUCCCUUCUGCUCCCAGUUCAUUCCAAUGGAAGUGAUCGAUGCCCCAAAGCACGGUUCCAUUAUCUAUCAUCCCUCCAUCCUGCCCAGACACAGGGGGGCGUCAUCCAUUAACUGGACACUGAUGCAGGGAGAUAAGAUUGGGGGCUUUACAAUAUUCUGGGCCGACGACGGUCUAGACACGGGAGACAUCCUGCUGCAGAGAGAGUGUGAAGUUCUUCCAGAAGACACAGUAAACUCCAUAUACAACAGGUUCCUCUUCCCCGAGGGGGUCAAAGGCAUGGUAGAAGCCGUAAGGUUGAUAGCAAAGGGAAAUGCCCCGAGGAUCCCUCAGCCAGCAGAGGGCGCCACUUAUGACCCCAUACAGAAGAAGGAAAUUGCCAAGAUCAAUUGGGAUCAGCCGGCAGAAGCAAUCCAUAACUUUAUCCGAGGGAAUGACAAAGUGCCCGGAGCCUGGACUGAAGUCAAUGGAACUAAACUGACGUUUUUUGGCUCGUCGUUCACCAGUAACGGGCCGAAUCCCGAUGGGCAGCCUCUUGAGAUUCCGGGGGCGUCUAAACCGGGUGUGGUGACCAAGAACGGGCUGGUGCUCUUUGGGAAUGAUGGAAAAUGGCUCACAGUGAAAAACAUCAAAUUCGAGGAUGGAAAGAUGAUUCCGGCUUCACAGUAUUUUAAAUCUUCUGACAGCAGCACCGUGACGCUCAGCGAUGAGGAAAAAGCCAUCGCCAAUGAGAUCCGGGCUGCGUGGAAACGGAUCCUGACCAAUAUCACUGAAAUAGAAGACUCUACUGAUUUCUUCAAGGCCGGUGCAGCCUCCAUGGAUGUAGUAAGGUUGGUGGAAGAGGUGAAGCUGAAGUGUAACGGGCUGCAGCUACAGAACGAGGAUGUCUACAUGGCCACAAAGUUCGAGGAAUUCAUUCAGAUGCUCGUGAGACGGCUCAGAGGGGAGGGCGCAGAAGAAGAGCAAGUCAUAGAUUAUGUGGAGAAGGACGUCAACAAUAUGAAGAUCAGAAUGCCUCAUCAGCUGUUCAUCAACGGCCAAUUUGUGGAUGCCGAGGGAGGGAAAACCUAUGACACCAUUAACCCCACCGACGGCAGUGCCAUCUGCAAAGUGUCACUGGCCCAGUUGUCCGACAUUGAUAAAGCUGUGUCUUCAGCCAAGGAAGCCUUUGAGAAGGGAGAAUGGGGCAAAAUGAACCCAAGGGACCGAGGUCACCUGAUCUACAGGCUGGCUGACCUUAUGGAGGAACACCAGGAAGAGCUGGCCACUAUUGAAUCCAUUGACUCAGGCGCGGUGUACACGUUAGCUUUAAAGACCCACGUUGGGAUGUCCAUCCAAACUUUCCGCUACUUUGCUGGCUGGUGCGAUAAAAUUCAGGGGUCCACCAUCCCCAUAAACCAAGCACGUCCGAACCGGAACCUGACAUUCACCAGGAGAGAGCCAAUCGGCGUGUGUGGCAUUAUCAUCCCAUGGAACUACCCUCUAAUGAUGUUGGCCUGGAAGGCAGCCGCCUGCCUCGCUGCCGGUAACACCGUGGUCCUGAAGCCCGCCCAGGUGAGACUGCCAGUGUAGUAAGGA
This is a messenger RNA of Nanorana parkeri, 1921 nucleotides long. Its product is annotated as cytosolic 10-formyltetrahydrofolate dehydrogenase. The coding region runs from base 98 to 1915 and encodes 605 amino acids. The transcript has 15 exons. NCBI's taxonomy places the organism in Eukaryota, Metazoa, Chordata, Amphibia, Anura, Dicroglossidae. The record is from RefSeq and is a predicted model, not a curated record. Gene Ontology annotation, molecular function: formyltetrahydrofolate dehydrogenase activity; aldehyde dehydrogenase (NAD+) activity. Gene Ontology annotation, biological process: biosynthetic process.